Messenger RNA from Panonychus citri (citrus red mite), 869 nucleotides. Its product is annotated as stefin-C-like. Gene Ontology annotation, molecular function: cysteine-type endopeptidase inhibitor activity. The record is from RefSeq and is a predicted model, not a curated record. Bases 100 to 393 code for a protein of 97 amino acids. The transcript has 2 exons. NCBI's taxonomy places the organism in Eukaryota, Metazoa, Arthropoda, Arachnida, Trombidiformes, Tetranychidae. Gene Ontology annotation, cellular component: cytosol.
UUUAAUUGUUUUGUUUUCCAUUGAGAGUUGAAGUCUAAUUGUUUAAUUUGAGUUUCUUUGAUUGUUUGAUUUUUUUUUCUUCAUUAAUUUUCUUCGAAAAUGGUUCUCUGUGGUGGUUGGAGUGAUGUCAAAGAAGCUAAUGAUACUAUUCAUGGAAUAGUUUCUCAGUUAAAAAAUGAACUUCAAGAAAAAACCGGACGACAGUUUGACCAACUAACUGCUCUUCAAUUCCGAAGUCAAAUUGUCUGUGGAACUAAUUAUUUGAUCAAAGUCAAAGUCAGCGAUGAUGAACAUAUCCAUGUUCGGGCUCAUUUACCACUUCGUAGUGAAACUCCUUCCUAUGUUGACCAUAAAGACAAAUUGUCAGCCGCCCAUGAUUUGGAAACUUUCUAAAUUGUAACCCUGUUUUCCAUUAAUUUUGCUUUCAUUUUUCACAAUUCCUAUAUAUCAAGUGUUCAAUUUAAAUCAAUCUUUCAAUGGUGAUAAUUUUAUUUUCUAAACAAAACACAAUUACACCCAUUGACAAAAUCCCAUUGGUAAAUCAAUCAAUCCUCUUCCUCCUCCAACAACAACAAUAUAUUCAAGUAAUAACAUAGACCAAACCCUUGGUGUAUAUUACAAUUGACUAAAUCUAAUUACAUCUGGAAAACAAAGUAAUAAUCAUCAUCAUAUUUCACUCAAAGGGAAUAACAAAAAUUUCCCAAUAAACAGACAAAACAUGAAGAUGAAAAAAAAACAAUUAACCAGAACCAAUAUAACCAUCGAAAUUUUCAAUCUUCUAGCAAAAUGAUUCAAUAAUUAUGUAAACAAACGAAAAAAAAUAUAUUCUUUCCAAAAUAAAAAUAAAAUCAGUUAAAUUCUAAACAAAA